Molecule: messenger RNA, 606 nt
Organism: Arctia plantaginis
Lineage: Eukaryota; Metazoa; Arthropoda; Insecta; Lepidoptera; Erebidae
Source: the annotation of a GenBank genome assembly
AUGGACACCCAUAAACUAUCACUACACAUUUGCAAUUCAAUAAAGCAGUACAUAAUAGACUUAGAAUCUGUUUCACAAACAGUAAGGACACAAUACGAAAAGAGAAACAAUCUGAAAACGAGAUUAGCAUUAAACUUAGGAUUGCAAACUAAAUUGAAAAUUGUUACACUGCUCUUAUUACUGAUGAGCCAGAAUUCGAAUUGCAACGGAUUUGGAAGCAGAAAUUCUAUGCUACGGACGAGAGUGAUUGGGACAAGGUACGGAAAACUGCAAGGUGUAAUUCUCCCAAUGGAUCAACAUAAGUACUUAAAACCCGUCGAGGCGUAUCUUGGUGUUCCUUACGCUACACCUCCAACGGGUUCAAACAGAUUCGCACCAACUCGAGCGCCAGCACCUUGGGAUGACGUUAAAACUGUCGACCAGAUGGGACCGGUCUGUCCGCAAAGACUACCAGAUAUCUCCAAUGAGACAUUGGUUUUAGAAAGAAUGCCCAAAGGCAGGCUGGAGUACUUGAGAAGAUUACUGCCGCGGCUGAAGAACCAGAGUGAAGACUGUCUUUAUAUGAACAUUUAUACACCCGUGCAAGGUAAUGAUUUUGAAUUAUAA